AUGUAUCCUCCCAUCAGCUGUUUUUGUUUUGCUAUAUGAAUAUUGGAAGUUAGCGCAAAAAAGGCAGCGUCGACCAUACAGAAUAUAGAGGUUCAUUGCGGAGUCGCCGUCUAUCUCGCCUGACUACAUUCAGGAUACUUCGCUCAUUGUGCAAUGUGUGCGUUUUGAGCUAGUCUGUCCGGACAUUCCUUUGCCUGAGGAGUGUGAGCGUGGCGCCUGGAGUCGGUAAGCAGAGGAGGGGAAGCGGGUUCCGGUUGGGAUCGACCCGAACCCAAGGCCUCCGACCUCGACCGGCGAAAGAAGAGGGAUUUUGGCCUCUCGGAUGGAGUCCCAGGACGCACCGGAGGGUCCCGGACUGCACAGAGCCUUCAUCUGUGCCUCGUUCAACCAGGACAUCACCUCUCUGUCAGUGGGAACCAAAACUGGCUACUGGCUUUUCUCAGUCACUGCUGUGGAUAAACUGGACUGCAUCCAUGAAGGAGUUGAGUGUCCCGAUGUCUAUAUAGUGGAGCGACUUUUCUCCAGUAGUCUGGUGGUGGUGGUCAGUCUGUCCAUGCCUCGCCGCAUGAACGUCUACCACUUCAAGAAGGGCACAGAGAUUUGUAACUACAGCUACUCCAACAACAUCCUCUCUGUCAGGCUCAACAGACAGCGGCUGGUCGUGUGCCUGGAGGAGUCCAUCUACAUUCACAAUAUAAAAGACAUGAAACUCCUCAAGACCCUGCUCAACACACCCACCAACCCCUCAGGUCUCUGCGCCCUCUCUGUCAACCAGGGUAACUCCUACCUCGCGUACCCUGGCAGCUCCACCAUCGGAGAGAUCACAGUUUACGAUGCCAAUAACCUGAGCACUGUGACGCUCAUCCAAGCCCAUGACAGUCCCCUGGCAGCCCUCACCUUCAAUGCCUCUGGCACAAAGCUGGCCAGCGCUUCAGAGAAGGGCACUGUUAUUAGGGUCUUCAGCAUUCCUGAAGGACAGAGACUGUUUGAAUUUCGGCGAGGGAUGAAAAGAUAUGUUAGCAUCAGUUCAUUGUCCUUUAGUGCAGAUGCACAGUUCCUGUGCGCCUCCAGCAACACUGAAACGGUCCACAUCUUCAAACUGGAGCAGCACAGCCCCAGUCACGAGGAGGAAUCUCCCACAUGGUCCCAGUAUGUGGGGAAAAUGUUCACAGCAGCCAGCACCUACUUGCCCACCCAGGUGUCAGACAUGAUGCAUCAGGACAGAGCCUUCGCCACCGUGCGACUCAACAUGUUUGGCUUGAAGAACAUCUGUGCCCUGGCUACGAUUCAGAAGCUCCCCCGACUCCUGGUGGCUUCCUCCGACGGGUAUCUUUACAUCUACAAUGUGGAUCCACAGGAUGGAGGCGAGUGUGUCCUUGUUCAAAAACACAGGAUGUUUGACUCUGGUGACGAGCAGGUGGAACAAAGGGAAGAGGAGAAAUCGGAAGAAGUCUCUCCCCAACCAGCCAGUCAAUCAUAUGCUGCCACUGUGGCUCUUCCUUCAACACCACCUUCCUCCACCACUCUCAUGGGUAUGAUUCCUCUCUACAUAAGCACUAGGAACUUCGUACAUUGUCUGUGUGAUGAUGUGCCUGACUGCAGAGGACCCUGGACUGUAGCAGUUAGAUUCCUAAGUAUACAGCAACAUUCCUUUCCCAAACCUCGAGCAGCUGGUUUCCUUAGUUACCAGAUGUUUGCAGACUGGUGUUAAGAGGGGAUGCUGCACUGUGGAAAAUGUGUGUUGUUGGGUUGUUUUAAGUAGACGUUUAAGAACGUAAAAACUUCAUACACAGAAGUGGCCAAAAGUGGAACGUUUCUCUGGAACCUUUCUUCUCUCCCUAGGCUACUCUGAGGAUGGUGGAGCCCAGAAGGGCGAAGUCAUCCCUGAGCACGAAUUUGCUGAAGGCCCCGUUUGCUUGGAUGACGAGAACGAGUUUCCUCCAGUCGGCAAACACAGUAACUGACCAAACCGUCCCCUUCAUGGACCCUCCUGUCCUCGUAUGACAACCUCACCCACUGGUUUCAAACAGGAGCAAUGGACACAAAGUAUUUCCAACAUGUUGAGACAUUGUAGCAGCCUAAUUUUCCAAUGUGUCCCUGCUGGCCUAGGGUCAAAUCUUCCUGGUGUUUCAGUAUCCUGCAUCCUUCCCUUUUUCAAUGGAACACUCUAAAAAAAAGAAAAAAGAAGCCUCAGAACAUCUUAAGCAUUUUGCUUUUGACACAAAUGUUGAAGAGUUCCAAAUAACUCCAGGAUUUCUGUUUUUAUUUUAUUUUUUUUACUAAUGAAUAAAAGUAAGGAGGAAUAUUACAAGGUAGUAGAGACACAAUAGACAACAGGUGGGCCUAUUCUGCAGCCUUUGUAGAGCAACCAGGAACCAAAUUCACAAAAAUGCCCUUAAAAAGGGGAGAUGAGUCAUCUGAGAGGUCAGUUUUAGCAUUCUUCUUACCUUUUAAUCUAAACUCUUAAAACGUUUCUGGUAUGUACAACAAUAAGGAAUAACUAUUGUUUGAGCCCCUUUAUCAAGGGCAUUAUUGUCAAUCAGGCCAGAGGGCAUUAAAGGUGUCACAGAAAGAAGGAGUAAAGGAGAAAAAAAUGUCUGAAGCGUGAUACACUAUUUAAAUCAUGAUACUUGCAGUCAGUAUUAAAUGACUUGCAGAUGCAGCUGUGAUGCUAAUUAUGGUAGCGACAGACGAGACUGAAAACCUACAGCGUCACGAUCGUAACCUGAUCAUAUAUCUGGAGGCUUGACGGCGGGCUGUACGUGACGAAGUUACACGUCCUUGAAUUUCAGCGAUAUCUUGAAGACGCUUUUAUUAUAUGAUGCUGAAUAUGUUAACAUGUACGUCAAUAUUACUUUGGUGUAUUAAAUAUUUUAUUGCAAAACCUUUAAGGAAUUACACAUCAACGCAUAGACUUACCAUGCGUAGAUAUAUAUAUUGAGGAUUUUUAAAGUGUGUAUAAUGUGUACAUAAGUAACAUUUAUAUAUAGUACUGUUGUUUUAAGUAACAUGGUCAUAGCAUCGUAUUUGCCAAAAGGUGGCACUGUUAGGACUCCCAUACACUGCAUUGAGCAGUGCAGUACUAGACACUACACCAGAGACUCAUUAAAGCCGAUAACUGACUCAA
Messenger RNA from Betta splendens (Siamese fighting fish), 3127 nucleotides. It is a transcript of the gene wipi1, whose product is annotated as WD repeat domain, phosphoinositide interacting 1. Bases 323 to 1711 code for a protein of 462 amino acids. Lineage: Eukaryota; Metazoa; Chordata; Actinopteri; Anabantiformes; Osphronemidae. Gene Ontology annotation, cellular component: cytosol; phagophore assembly site membrane; extrinsic component of membrane. The transcript is spliced from 11 exons. Gene Ontology annotation, molecular function: phosphatidylinositol-3-phosphate binding; phosphatidylinositol-3,5-bisphosphate binding; protein binding. Gene Ontology annotation, biological process: autophagy of mitochondrion; protein lipidation; protein localization to phagophore assembly site. The record is from RefSeq and is a predicted model, not a curated record.